AUGGGUCUGGAAAAGCAAAUUGUUUCGUUGGAGACGUUUUUUAGACACGUCAAUUAUCCACUUCAACCUCUACAUUAUGAAACAAAGGUGGUUUUGGACACUUUUUUUGAAAAAGGAGGGUUUUUAAAUUUAUGUGACUUGACAUUUGCAAGCUAUGGUACAAAAGGACGUGCUGGUGGGGCGAGAAGUUUGUCAUGGAUGGACAUAGGGAAUUUAAAACCAAAUGGAAAAGAUGCUUCAGCACUUUUUCGGCUUUUGGCUCCCGGUGGUCAUUUGUGCAACUUAUUGGAAGCCGUUUCUCUUCCUUCAAAGGAUUUUGCAACCUGCUUAAAAAGGUCGUGGAAGGAGAAUUUGGCUGGGGAAUCAGAAAUUAAGUUUCCGUUUUACACCUUUGACAUACCUAUUUCUGCGUUGUAUUCAUUAUCGUAUGAAUUAUUGGCGGAAUCUGCUGAUACAAAUUGGUAUACUCUUUCUCGUUCCCGUUGUCCGCCCUUGUUUCUUAUUCCUUUUUGGAAUCCGCCCCUUGCAACACGUUUUGAAGCCGAACAUGGACAGGUGUUGACUUCUUUCCCAUGUUCUCCUCUUUCCUACUUCAUUUUGCGUAUGUUUUUUUAUCUUGUACGCAAAGUUGAGGAAAGUGGUGUUGAAAUGGUUUGUCUUCCGCGCUUAGAUACUGUGGGUAAAAGAGUUGUUUCGUGGCUUAAUAUUUUAAUGGAUUAUUUUCGAGACGUUCCUUGUGUGGAGUUGCCAUUAUAUCAUCGGCUUUUGACGGCAUAUAUUCAGUAUUUUGUAUCGUUUUCUUUUAUUGAGCGUCUAAGUUCUAAACGUGUCUUGGAAGAAGCUCAAUGGUCAACAUCGGAUGUGAUGGCCGCAUUGCUUCUUUCUGCACCAAACCUUCUAUUUAUGAAAGGUUUUCAUCGGCCAGAGCUUGAGAUUUAUAGAAAUUCUUGUAGAGAUGUUUUUUCUGCAGCACUUUUAUUUAAAAUAAUUCCAUUUUUGACUGAGUGCAUUCUUGCUCUUAGAAAAAGUGAUUCGGAAGAAUCUUUCGCAAAUAUGUCUAAAUACUCUAUUCUGCCUCAGAAAGAAAUGCGCCUCGAUUCUGCAGUUUCGUCAGCCUGGGAUAUUCUUUUUUUUGAUCUUUCAUUUUACCGAAACACUUUGAUUGCCCUUCGUCAAUCUUUGAUUUCUUUUGAGAAAUUUAGAGAUUGUAGGAGAGAGCACUUUAAUAAUUCGCUUGAACUUUGGUAUUUACUGAUUAAACCAAGUGAAAAUAAAGACGUACGAGAGACAUAUGUUGUUCAUCAUUAUGAGAUUUAUAGCUUUUUCCUCAUUGAUGUUUUUUCCAUGGUGUUGAAGAGCAGCUUUUUGGAUUCUAUCGAUGUUGCAGGUGCCUCUAUGUUGUUGCGAUGCUUUGAAGUGUUUUCUAUGGUUUCAAUAAGAAAUGUUUUUCAUGAAUUAAGCAGCAAUGAUACUUUUUCCCGAUCGAGUAUUUUAGAUAACAUAAUUCAAUACCUUACGUUAAAUUGGGCAGAUGAAGAUGGGGCAGUACAUAUUGUUAAGGUUUUUGGAAAAGAAAUUCUUGAAUUGGCGGCUGAUUUUUGUUUAGCAGUUGAAUCACGAAUAGAGAAGGGUGAUUUGGAUCAUGCGGUAACUUUCCAAUUAAAAGGUUUACUUGAUUUACUUUUAAAUGUAUUUGAGGGUUUGCAGCCGGUAGUGGAGAAAUGUCGACAGAUGCAUGCGACUUGUCGUAAGCCAAAUGCAGAUGUUCGUACUACUUCGGCACCUACUGAGAUAAAAAGAAAAUUGGAUACAGAAGGGGAAAAGGAACUUUUUUUUAAAGGAAUUCGACGUUCCUGUGGGUUUUCUGGACCGUUGAAUCUACGUUUUGCUACAGAAAAUGGACUUUUACCGGGCACUUAUUAUCCUACAGCGGGGACAAGUUUAGGCAACGAAUUUCCAUGUUUGCUUGCUGUAACAAGACUGUUAGAUGCAUUUUUUGAGAAACUUCUUGAAGUGUAUUACUCUGUAUGGAUACCUAAAUGUAGUAGGGGGCAUGGGAUGUGGUUACUUUCUUCAAGUAAUUUUGCGUGUAUAAAUCAUCCCGAAGAAUCUGCUGUAUGGGAAUGUGUUUUCUGUGAAGAAGUUUAUGGUGCUUGUUGCCGUUCCAAUCCUUAUGGACGGGAUGGGAAAAAAAUGGUUAGAGCAGAAAAUUCUCAGUCUGAUUUUAAAUUUUGUUCAGAAUGCUAUGCAUUUAUUCCGACGAAUACUGUUUUUUAUACUUUGUCGAUGUCAGGAACAGUUUUAUGUCCAGAGUGCGCUUCACGUCCCUUUAAAAGGAGAAGUUGUCGUUUUUUUGCUGCGUAUAGAACGUGGACAAUUAUUUGUAUAAGUUGUCUUUUACUUACGUUCUUCUAUAUCAUUUGA
Molecule: messenger RNA, 2424 nt
Organism: Trypanosoma cruzi
Lineage: Eukaryota; Euglenozoa; Kinetoplastea; Trypanosomatida; Trypanosomatidae
Exons: 1
Coding region: 1-2424 (807 amino acids)
Source: RefSeq, a predicted model, not a curated record